Entelurus aequoreus (snake pipefish) is the source of this 5536-nucleotide messenger RNA. RefSeq names its product GTPase activating Rap/RanGAP domain like 3 (gene garnl3). The transcript is spliced from 31 exons. NCBI's taxonomy places the organism in Eukaryota, Metazoa, Chordata, Actinopteri, Syngnathiformes, Syngnathidae. Gene Ontology annotation, cellular component: cytoplasm. Gene Ontology annotation, molecular function: GTPase activator activity. The coding region runs from base 347 to 3499 and encodes 1050 amino acids. Gene Ontology annotation, biological process: activation of GTPase activity; regulation of small GTPase mediated signal transduction. The record is from RefSeq and is a predicted model, not a curated record.
AGUCUCGGUCACUCGGUACGACCGCUUUAGUUCCAAAGACUUACUGAGUGAGCAGCUGUAGUGUAGUAGGCUCCCUCGCCACACCAGAGCAGGACCACCGGCCGGACUGUCUGCUCGCCCCGAAGCCCGCAUGGAGGCACCAGCCGGCCGCAGACGCUGCGCCCCAGUCCGCUCUCUCACGGAACCUCCUUGUCCAGUCUGAGUGGGCUGGUGCUGGAAAAUAAGAAGUCUGCCAGAUCACUUUCGACCCGAGAGGAUUUUUUUAAGGCGAGCUGGUCCACUCCUGUCUGUCGAUUUGUUAUUAUUUUUUUACUUUUCUUUUCGCGUCUUGUGAAAAAGAGCAUCGAUGAAUUCGGAUAAAAAUGUUUACCUCGGUAGAGACAAAGGCAUCAUGCGGAAAAGAGCCUUGCUCCUCCGGAAGGGCUGCAGCUUCGAGAUUACCAGCUCGGCCUCGGAGGACUUGGGCUGCAGGCGUGGAGACUUCAGCAGGAAGCACUAUGGCUCCGUGGAGCUGCUGAUAAGCAGUGAUGCAGAUGGGGCCAUUCAGAGGGCGGGACGCUUCAGGGUGGAGAAUGGCUCCACAGAUGAGAUUUUGGACCACACCCCUGGUACCUGGAGGAGAACCGACGUCCAUCUGGAGAAUCCCGAGUACCACACCAGAUGGUUCUUUAAAUACUUUCUGGGAAAAGUCCAUCAGAACUAUGUGGGCACGGAUGCAGAGAAAAACCCUUUCUACCUGUCAGUGGUGCUCUCAGACCAGAACAACCAGCGAGUGCCACAGUAUCGAGCCAUCCUGUGGAGAAAAACGGGGACCUUGAAGAUCAGCCUCCCCUACAGCCCGACCAAAACACUAUCAGUCAAGUCCAUCCUGAGCGCAAUGAACAUGGACAGGUUCGAGAGGGGCCCCAGGGAGAUCCUCAACCCUGACAUUCAGAAGGAUCUGCUGGUGCUAGAAGAACAAGAGGGCUCCGUCAACUUUAAAUUUGGUGUACUGUUUGCCAAAGACGGACAACUCACAGAUGAUGAGAUGUUUAGCAACGAAAUGGGCAGCGAGGGCUUUGACAAGUUUCUCAAUCUGCUGGGCGACUCCAUCACGCUGCAGGGAUGGGCGGGCUACAGGGGAGGCCUCGACACCAAGAACGACACUACAGGGAUCAAGUCCAUCUACACCGUGUAUCAGGGCCACGAGCUCAUGUUCCACGUGUCCACCAUGUUGCCGUAUUCUAAAGAGAACAAACAACAGGUGGAGCGAAAGAGGCACAUUGGAAACGACAUUGUUACCAUAGUGUUCCAGGAGGGCGAUGAAGCGUCGUCGUCCUUCAAACCCUCCAUGAUCCGAUCGCACUUCACCCAUAUAUUUGCAUUAGUUAGAUAUAACAGCCAGAAUGACAGCUACAGGUUGAAGAUAUUCUCAGAAGAGAGCGUGCCGCUGUUUGGACCUCCUCUCCCGUCGCCGCCCGUGUUUACUGAUCACCACGAAUUCAGGGACUUUUUACUAGUCAAAUUAAUCAAUGGAGAGAAAGCCACACUGGAGACGCCAACAUUUGCCCAGAAGCGUCAGCGGACUCUGGACAUGUUGAUCCGCUCGCUCUACCAGGACCUCAUGCCCGACCUGCAUAAGGUCCCUUUUUCCCCGCAGAACAUGUUGAACCGGCGCUCCUUCAGCGACGUGCUGCCCGAGUCGCCAAAGUCGGCGCGCAAGAAGGAGGAGGCGCGGCAGGCUGAAUUUGUCAGGAUAGGCCAGGCCCUCAAGCUGAAGACCAUCGUGAGAGGAGACGCCCCUACCAGCCUGGUCACUACCGGUCUGUGCAGAAAGGAGCCGUGGGAGUCGCAGUCCUUCUGCAGCACGUUCCCCUAUGAGAUCGUGUGCGCCGACUCCUGGGGUCAGUCGCUGCUGGUGGCCACCGACACAGCGGGGGUCGUCCUGCUGGAGGGACCCGAUCCACCCUCGUCCUGCACCGAGGCGCAGGCGCUCCCCCCGGUGCAAGUGUUUGACAAGACGCUGCUGGUGAAGCAGAUGCACAUUCUCGAGCCUCAGGACCUGCUCAUCACCAGGGCAGACAAAGGAAAAGAUGCUCGGCUGUACGUGUUCCGACUAAGCACGCUCAAGAGAGGCCUGGAGGAGCGGCAGCUGGCUAGGAGCAAGUGCGACAGUCGGGAGAAUAAACUUGAGAAAACUAAAGGGUGCCAUUUGUACUCCAUCAACACCCAUCACGGCUCUGUGCUGAGGAUCGUGGCGGCCAUCAGGAACAAGCUCCUCCUCAUCACCAGGAAGCGCUUCGAGGGCUUCAGCGCCGUGGGAGCGGAUUUGCCGGUGGAAGAGUUUCAAUACAUACGGGAGAUCUGUCUGUGCGACCCGCCUGUGGUGAUGGCACUGGUGGACGGGCCGACGGGCGAGAACGACAACAUGAUCUGCGUGGCCUACAAGCAUCAGUUUGACCUGAUCAACGAGAGCACCGGCGACGCGUACCGGCUGCACCACGUCGACGCCAACAGGGUGAAUUUUGUGGCAGCGAUCGACAUGUACGAGGACGGCGAGGCGGGUCUGCUGUUGUGUUACAAUUAUAUUUGUUACUACAAGAAAGUUUGUCCGUUCAACGGCUCCACUCCCAUGAUCCAGUCCAACACGUCCGAUUUCCACUUCAGCUGGAACCAGAUGCCCAACGCUAUAGUCUGCGCCUUCCCGUACAUCCUGGCCUUCACGACCGACUCCAUUGAGAUCCGCCUGGUGGUCAACGGCAACCUGGUGUACACGGCGGUGGUCCCCGAGCUGCAGCUGGCCUCCUCGCGGUCGGACAUCUACUUCCUCUCCUCGGCCCCGGUGAGCUCGGCCUCCAACUGCAGUUCGAGGGACACCAGCUCUCAGAGUUCCCCGCAAACGCCCACCGGCUACGAGAUGCCCGUCUUCCCCUCGCCCCUUGGCGACGAUUCUAUACGGAUCCCCUACGGUACCAAGCUCUCGCUGUACAUGUCAAAGGAUGCUGAAGGGGACUCGUCCUGCAACAAACACGUCUUCAAGAUCCCGCUGUGCAACCUGGUGGGCCGCAGCAUCGAAAGGCCCCUCAAGUCUCCGCUGGUCAACAAAGUGCUGACGGCGCCGUUGGCGCCCAUUGCCGCCACUGCAAUCGCCUCCACGCCCCUCAUCUCGGCCACGCACUCGCUCUCGCUGUCCCGCAUGGAGAUCAAGGAGAUCGCCAGCCGCACGCGCAAGGAGCUUCUGGGCCUGACAGAAGAACCCAGCGGGAAGCCAGACAGCGGCGCUUUGAAACAGAGAAGAAUGAGCAAGAAGAACGCGGAGGAAGACACUAAACCUCGAGCGCUCACGUCGACAAACAGCGACAGGUUGGACUCGGAAACCAGUGAGUCGGACCUGGAAGUCUGCGCCGCCUCGUCCCUCUUGGAGGCCGAGCCGGAGAAGUCUGUGCUGCAGGCGGAGAGUCCGCCGCUCGCCAGCGCCUUCGCCGCUUCCUUCCAGGAGGACGUCCUGGACCUCAAGUGAAGACAAUCCCAUCGUGCACUUCUCUCCAAAAACCUCUGCUCUCCUUUCUUUUGCUUGCCGUGCUUCUUGAGUUUGAUGUUGGCCUCCUUGUGAGCGUCUCCUUCCGCCGGACCAGAACAGUCAAACAACCCAAAGAAGCGACGACCGUUCAUCCCAAACUGAAUGUAAAACAUUCACCACAAUUCACUCUUUCAUUGACGCACCUGCUCAAAGACCACCGUCUGGUGUGCAUAUUACUAGGUAUAUCCUGUAAAAAUAUAUAUAUUUUAUUGUCAUAUUUAGUCCUGUGUUCUAUUCAGUGUGCAGGUAAACAGAAUUGGACGUCAUUAUAUGCUAUUUCCCAGUAGCCACCAUCUGAAAAUAUAGUAAUCCAAACAUCCCAUAAUGUAGGAUAAUACAUGCUAUUAGCAAAUACAAAGAGCCUUUCCUGAUUUUGUGCAUUGCCUGGCCUCUUUACAGCCAGGUGAGGGCGCUGUUGUGCCAGUGGUAGAUUUUUCUUUGUAUUUGUAUUCAUUGGUAAAACUGCAUUUUAAACGGUUUAAAGCAAAGUUUUACUGUAGCAGGUAGUCCUGAACCAUUUUAAGCAGGCCACGUAUGAUAAUUUUCCUCAAAAUACCAACGUUUUAAACAUCUGUCACGAUAGUUUGGCAUUUCCUAAUACACAUAAUCUACAGACAUGACAGUUUGAUUGGUGACGGCCAGGGGCAGUUGUCCACGCCGCGCCCACAUGCUAUGACGUAGACAAAAUGCGUUCGCAAUUUACCGUCGCCUACGUGUCUAGCUAGUAUCUGUCGUUUUAACCGCGGCUCACAUGGUCAAAGUCCCCCGGAGGAGUUUGUUAUAGUACAUCCCCGGUUUUGGCCCGAAAAAAUGGCCGACGUAAACCAAGAUGGCCAACUUCCUGUUCAUUUCCGGAUAUGGGUUCUUAAGGCUUUCACGCGCGUCCUGUCACGAGGGACGUUUCCAGCGAUUGCCGUGACGAUGCGUGAGUCUAUUUUUUCCCCCCAACUUUUAAGAGGGCGCAAAUAAGUAACUCAAUUCAAGCAAAGUGUCCUUGCUUUUACAUGACUAAUUCAAUGGACAUGUAUUUUCAGAUUAAACACUGCUGUUGCUAAAUAUAGCCUCGUGAGGUCCUAAAGUUACACACGUUAAAAAUAACAACCACAUAAUGAACUACUUUUAUGUUAAAACGGUAUCUUUCUUGUUAGCAAAUACUCAAUAAUAAACGACUUUUAUAGUUGCAAAAACGGUAAAUAUACAUUUGUUGGUAUCAAAUACUCAAUAAUAAACAACUUUUGUAGUUUGAAAAGAGGGUAAAUAUAUAUUUCCGGGUGUGUCCAACUAUGCUAACAUUGGUACGAGAGCUCCACCUAGUGGUGGCUUGUUGUCACAGCAGCCUUCAGAUUGCCUGCAUGAGCUCCUCAUCAUCCUUUCCUCUGCUCGUGUCCUCCAAGGUGGUGGAAGGUGAUGUUUACAAAGAUGCUGUGUUCAUUAUGACUUUUUAUUCCCGUUUUGUUCUCUCAUUCCUACCUCCCCCUUGGCAUUUGGCUGUUUUUUGUUGUUUUGUAUUGACAUCUGUAUUUCCUCUUGCUGAACCUCUCUGUGAUAUCAAAACGAAAGGAAAAUUCACCAGAAAAAGGACAAAAAAAACAAAAAAAAACACCAAGUGUCUUAAAAUAUUGUAUCGCCAUCGUUUUUAAUGCCAAGUACUACUUGUAAAUGUUUGUGUAUCAAAUGUGGCCUCAAAUGAUGAAGCAGAGAUGAAGAGUUAUUAUUAUGAUGAAUUAAUAUUAUAAUUAUUGUUAUUGGAGCAGUUAUUUUAAACGAGUGCUGUAGACCACCGCUGUGAAAGUAGUUUGGUUUAUUGAUAUGUAAUAAAUAUUUAUGGAAUUUAAGCUGUAACGAUCUUUGAUUUGCGCUGAUGUGGCAAGAAAUGAUUUGAUGAAGGAAAUGUUUGUUUUUCUUCAUAAUUUCCUGCUUGCGUUUGUCUGAUGCCAACAUGAAGUGACAUGCUGACAGGAAGGAAAUGUUGAUUCU